AUGGAUGAAGAUAAUAAGUUACCCUUAAAGCGAGUGGAACUGUCGUUGACAAAGUUCAACGAGGUGGCUAUACCGCAUCACUUAGGUCUACUACGACAACACAAAACUAAUAUUCUCAAGUAUGAGGAGUGCGGCGAGCUGGCGCGUGCGCGCGUCGAGCAGCGGCACGCGGGGCGCGUGGCGGCCCAGCUGCGCGCGCUGCUGCUGGAGAUGGACGCGCUGCGGGGCCAGGUGCGCGACCCAGACCGCGCGCGCUUCGACGCGCUCACGCAGCGCUCCAGGGACACCACGCUCAAGGCCAUCGUCGACUACCUCGGUGUAAUAGAGAGCAGCUGUAAGGCGCUGGUGCAGUCUUCGGCUCCCAGAGCGCGCCGCACGGGGACGUCCCCGCUGGCGAUAAACCGGCGCGUAGAGCCCAGCUUGGCGGUGGCGGCGAGCGACGCGUCCACGGACUCGGUGGGGGUCGUCGCGCACGCCCAGAACGAAGCUGUACCCCUAGAAGAUAAGGAACAGAUACAGUUGCGAGUAGACGAUCAGGAGCUAGCGCUGAGCGAGCGCGAGGCGUUGCUGCGCGGCUGGAGUGAGCUGCAGAGCGAGGUGCGCGCGCUGCACGAGGUGUGGCAGCACGCGCAGGCCGCGGCGCUGGCGCAGCGCGACCACGUGGAACAGGCGGCCGCGCACGUUGACAUCGCCGCCGAGAACGUCAGUGCCGCUCGCCACCACCUCGCCUCCGCCGAGAGAUUGCGCGCGGGCGCGUACGUGGGCGGCGCGUGCGUGGGCGCGAUGGUGGGGGGCCCGCUGGGGCUGUGCGUCGGCGCCAAGGCGGGCGCGCUGGCGGCGGCGGCCGGCUCGCUGCUGGGCUACGUGGGCGUGCGCCUGCUGCGCCGGGACCCGCCGCCCAGCAGCCAGGAGGACAAGGACAAGGACCAAUAA
Arctia plantaginis is the source of this 933-nucleotide messenger RNA. The record is from the annotation of a GenBank genome assembly. NCBI's taxonomy places the organism in Eukaryota, Metazoa, Arthropoda, Insecta, Lepidoptera, Erebidae.